CUUUAGUUCCUACGAGUAAUCAGAUAGUUGAAGAUAUUGACAUGGAGGACGUAAAUUUCAAUAUUGUGGACGAUUAUUACGAGAUAGAUAUUGAUGAUGAUGAAUUUCAGUUGCCCAAGGGGUGGGUAGUUCUGGGAAGUACAAGAUUCGGCAAAAAAGGCAGUAGAAAAAAAAUCAAAGCUAAGGUUGUUAGUAUUCUAAAACAACUCUUUCUGAAUGGUAACCUAAACCCUAAAGAUAAAUUGAUAGCCAAGGAGAUGCACGAGGAAUUAUUAAGGUUUGUGGAUUCUGAAGAAAUCGAAGAAGACCAUAAAGGAACAGUCAUUAAACUUGAAACUUUUAAAGCAACAGGCUCUUCACCAAAUAGCGAAGAUUAG
Scutellospora calospora is the source of this 377-nucleotide messenger RNA. Lineage: Eukaryota; Fungi; Glomeromycota; Glomeromycetes; Diversisporales; Gigasporaceae. The record is from the annotation of a GenBank genome assembly.